AUGGUCGAGCUCGAGCCAAAGGUCAAGGGAAUACUUGUGAGUAGUGUAUUCAUAAGAAGCUGUGGCGCGAGGUCUGAAGCAGCUAGCAGAGUCCUCGUUUUACUUUCGCGCCUCUCUUUAUAUCUCCCUUCCUCCUGCACAUCGCUCCACCUCCACGCACACUACUAUCUUUGGCUUUGGCUCCAGCUCCACCUCCUUCCUCCUGCUGAGUGCUAUUUUUCUCCGCGCACAGCCCACAUCAACCCGCUACGCCUUGGGUCACCUCGGCGCCUUGGAGGCAGGGGGAGUUCACAGAGCCCCAGGAUGGACUCCGCCAUUGGCGCGGCCAAGUGGGUGCUGGGCAAGGCGCUGGCCCCCGUCACGGAUGGCUUGCUGGAGUCUUGGGCGGCUAGUGCCCAGCUUGACCGCAACAUCAACGCCCUCAAGAUGGAGCUGCUGUAUGCGCACGGGAUGCUCGAGAACGCGCAGGGCAGGGGAAUCCAUGGCGUCGCGCUCAAGGAGCUCCUGCGCCAGCUGGAGCAGCUGGCGUACGGGGCUGAUGAUGUGCUGGAUGAGCUGGAGUACUUCCGCAUCCAGGACGCCCUUAAAGGGACCUUCCAUGCCGCCAACGUCAACGCCGUAGGUUCCGUCCAAGGCCUCCGCAUCAAUGUUGAGCACACGGCGAGACAUGUCGCCAGCAAACUCAAGUGCCUCCCGUGCUUCGGUGCUGUUAGCCGUGGUGGUGACCAAGAAAAUGAUGGCUCUCGCCUACACCUGUGUGUCAGGCGGGGCAUCAGCUCCUCGCCACCGACGCCCGCCAGCAAGGGGGUUGUCAAGAAGGUUGAUGGCAGAUGCAUGCCCAAGGUCAUCUCAAGUGCUCGCAACACUGCCCACACUUUCGGUAAACACUUUCCUUGCUACUCUCCCAUAUCUGUCCACGGUGAUGAUGCUCUAGAAACACCAGAAGUGAUGUUUGAUAGGGUACAAAUGUCUACAACAAUGAUGGACAUGGUAGUGCAGCUGAAGGAAGUAUGUGCUAAGGUCUCCAUAAUUCUUAAUCUAGAUUUGUUCGGCUCCAGCCGCAGCCAUACCCAAGAAAUUGCUAUAAACAGAUCCAAAACCACAUCAGAGAUUACAGAACCUAAGUUAUAUGGGAGGGAUGACCAGAAAAAGAAAAUUAUAGAGGGCAUUGUUAGUGGCGACUACUGUCCCGAUCAACUUAACGUUCUUCCAUUUUUUGGACCGGGGGGUAUUGGAAAAACAACUUUUACACAACACAUAUGCCAAGAAGUGAAUAGCCAUUUCCAAGCUUCAAUUUGGAUAUGUGUCUCUCUUGACUUCAGUGCAGAUAGAUUGGCACAAGAGAUAGUCAACAAAAUCGGUGGUGAGGAGGGGAAGACUAGUGCUGAAGAACUUAUCCCACAAAGAUUAAAAGCUAAGAGAUUCUUACUUGUGUUGGAUGAUGUGUGGACAUAUCGAGAGGAUGAGUGGGAUAAACUAAUAGCAAUUUUAAGGAAGGUAGAGUCCAAGGGUAAUUUGAUUAUAGUCACAACUCGAAUACCAAAGGUAGCACAGAUGGUUAGGACAACCAAUUGUGAACUAAAAUUGGAAAGACUAGAUGAUGCAAGUACCAUGCGUUUCUUCAAAGCAUGUGUAUUUGGUAACAAGCAACAACCAUGGAAAGAACAUCCUGAAUUAUCUGAAACUGGUCACGAAGUAGUGCGCCAUUUGAAAGGUUCCCCCCUUGCAACUAAAACCGUGGGUAGAUUACUUAGAAACCAACUUACUUUGGAGCAUUGGAGAAAAGUUCUACAAAGCAAAGAAUGGGAACUACAAACCGGUGAGAAUGACAUCAUGCCAGCCCUCAAACUUAGCUAUGAUUAUCUUCCUUUCCAUCUAAAACAAUUGUUUGUAUAUUGUGCUUUGUUUCCUGAAGAUUAUGAAUUUGAUAGCAAGGAGUUAGUUCAACUGUGGAUAGGACUAGGUAUUUUGUAUCCUUGUGAUCAGAAUAGAAGGAUUGAAGAUGUUGGACUAGACCAUCUGCGUGAGUUGGUCAAUUAUGGAUUUUUCAAGAAAGACAAAAAAAAAAAAGAUGGUCGUUAUUUUUAUGUUAUCCAUGAUCUAUUUCAUGAAUUGGCCACCAAGGUUUCGUCAUAUGAAUGUGUUAGUAUAUGUAGUUCUAAUGUCAGGUCCGUACACAUCUCCCCAUCUGUACGUCAUUUAUCCAUAAUUGUAAAUUUUAAAGAUGUCAAUGAUAGGAUGACUUUAGACGAGUAUAAGAAGGAUUUGAAAGCAUUAAGUAAAAGAUUAAAAGUUGAAAACCUACGUACUCUGAUGCUGUUUGGACGAUACCAUGGAAGCUUCGCCAAGACCUUUGGUGAUCUGUUUAGAAAAGCUAAAUCCCUUCGCACUAUUUUUCUGUCUGGAGCAUCAUACCCUACGGAGAAUAUUCUACAUAACUUUUCAGAAACUAUCCAUCUUCGUUACCUAAGGAUCGAGCCAAGAGAUUGGAGAUGCAACAUCGAAUUACCAAGUACGUUGUUCAGAUUUUAUCAUUUAGAGAUAAUAAAUAUAGAAAAAUGGAAUGGUCCUGUUUCAAUAAGACAAAUCACUAGCCUUGUAAAGUUGCGCCAUUUUCUUGUGCCAGAAAAUAUGCCUCAAGUUCAUUCUGACAUAUCUGAGGUGGGAAAACUUAAAUUGCUCUCACAAUUAAGAAGAUUUGAAGUUGGAAAAGAAAUUAAUGGUUUCGAACUAAGUCAGCUAGAGCAAUUAACAGAGCUUGGAGGGUCACUUAGCAUUUAUAACCUUGAAAAGGUGAAAGAAAAAGGGGCACAGGGAAAGGAAAUAAGACCAAUACACAGAAACUACUUAAGUGAACUAACAUUAGAAUGGGGUGUGAACCGAUCUAACAAGUUUCCCACAAGAGAAGAAAAUGUUCUUGAGAACCUUAUACCACAUAGUGAGCUUCGAGAUCUGUGCAUUAGAGGGCACGGAGGCACUAGUUGCCCAACAUGGCUAGGUGAGAACAUCUUUGUCAAAAAUUUGGAAUCCCUCCACUUGGAUGAUGUGUCUUGGAAAACUUUUCCACCAUUAGGAGAGUUCUGGUCGGUUGAUAAGCCCCGUGAUGAGUGCAAAAGUUGCAGCAUCUCAAGCCCAAGCUUUCAAAACAAUAUUCAUGAAAAAAAAGGCUUUAAUAACUUGAAAAGGCUAGUGUUUGUUAAUAUACCAAAACUGACAAAGUGGGCUGGAAAUCAAACUUGUGGGCUCUUCUCCCGCCUGGAAGUACUCAUUAUUGAAGACUGCCCUGAACUUAUAGAGUUGCCGUUUUCAUGUUCUGCUUGCUCUCAACCAGAGCAAGAAGGUGGGAACAUGACUUGCUUCCCUAAACUACGGGAGCUCAAGAUUGUAAGAUGCCCAAACCUGAGGACAAUGCCUCCUAUCCCUUGGACCCAUGAUCCAUGCUCCAUUGAGAUAGCACAAACAGGCACAAAAUUUGUGAACCUCACUUACGCGGAAAGAAAAUAUGGAAAACCAGGAUUAUGUUUGGAAAUUUGGGCUGCGGAUGGUACAGAUAGCUUGUUUUGGAGUGAGUUUGAUUUCUUUAAUUUGAGUCAUCUAAAAGAGUUGACUAUAACCAAUUGCCCUCCUUUGCCGUUGGAUAAAAUCCAAAUGCUAACAUCUCUGCAGCACCUCAAUAUAAGGGGUUGUUCAAGUAUUGUCAUGUCGCCAAUCAGAGGCGAGAGCCAUGUCCUGUACCAGGUUCCAGUUGAAGAACUCAGCAUUUCUCAAAGUGGUGCUAGCGGGAAAGAACUGACUCAACUGCUCUGUCAUUUCCCGAAGCUCACCGGCCUGCAUAUAGUUUUUUGCGAAAAGAUAACAGAACUUGGUGUGUCGGAGCAGCAGAGUGGAGCACAGCAGCAACAGACCGCAGAAGGAGGACUGCUGCUCUUGCCUACCCAACUACAGAAGUUGAUCCUCCAACAUUGCCGUCAGCUGAGAAUACUCCCCAAUUCAGGGGGCGACAACAACGAGGCAGCAGGAGGUCUCCAGCGUCUACACUCCCUCCGUGAAGUGAGCUCAGAGAAUUGCCCCAAUUUGCUUUCCUCCUAUUCAGGCUCCUCCUCUUGUUUCCCUUUCCCGGCAUUCCUUCAAAAACUCAAACUGUCCAACCUGGAAGAACUCCAUCUGGCCCUCACAAACCUGGCCAACCUGGAUGAACUCCAUCUUAGCGACAUGAAGGACCUCACAAACCUAAGCAUCCGGAGUUCCCCAAAACUACAUACCCUGAACAUACAAAACUCCUCCGGAGUUCUUUCGGUGUCCAUCUGCAACCUCCUCUCUACAUCCCUCACCACAUUGGUCAUUGAGGGCAGCAGAGAGGUGGAGCCCAUCCCAGGAGAGGCCCUCCUGCUUCUCACCUCCCUCCAAGUUCUCGAAUUUCUUUCCUGCGACAAAUUGCAAUCCCUCCCUGCAGGUCUACAUACACUCUCCUACAUUAACUACUUAUGUAUCUAUGGAUGCCCAUCCCUCCAGUCGCUGCCCAAGGAAGGCCUCCCGAGAUCUUUGCAAAGAUUAAGAAUCCUCGGAUGUUCCAUGAAAUCACUGCCCAAGGACAGCCUCCCGAGUACUCUGAAGCAAUUACUGAUCUCCAGCUGUUCUGAGCUCGAAUUACUUCCCACUUUUUCCGAUGGCGCUUCUCUGCAGAAAUUAGAGAUCUGGAAUUGUCCUGCCAUCAAAUCGGUGCCCAAGGAUGCCCUCCCGAGUUCUCUGCAGGAAUUAGUGAUCAGGAUGUGUCCUGGCAUCAAAUCCUUUCCCGAGGACAGGCUCCAAAAAUUCCUGCGAGUACUAGAUGUUAGUGAUGACAAUAGUGAGGAGCUUAAAAGGCAGUGCCGCAGGUUAACAGGGACAAUUCCAAUAAUCAGAGCCUGA
This is a messenger RNA of Triticum turgidum subsp. durum (durum wheat), 4908 nucleotides long. Lineage: Eukaryota; Viridiplantae; Streptophyta; Magnoliopsida; Poales; Poaceae. The record is from the annotation of a GenBank genome assembly.